Molecule: messenger RNA, 2150 nt
Organism: Penaeus chinensis
Lineage: Eukaryota; Metazoa; Arthropoda; Malacostraca; Decapoda; Penaeidae
Product: sorting nexin-18-like
Exons: 11
Coding region: 175-1650 (491 amino acids)
Biological process (GO): plasma membrane tubulation; endocytosis; endosomal transport
Cellular component (GO): cytoplasmic vesicle; plasma membrane
Molecular function (GO): phosphatidylinositol binding
Source: RefSeq, a predicted model, not a curated record
AUUAAGUGCUCAAACUGUGUUCUCAUGCAGGAUCUGCAGAUGUGUGUAUGUACGUCUGUGUGUCCACCUUCCAUGGACAGCAUUUGCGCUAAAGCGAUCCUCACGCUCUCGUAACUGCGCCAUCAUAGGACCAAAGGAAAAAGAAGGCCUUCGUGAUAAAGCCGAGGGUCUAGCAUGGCACAGAUGCCUCUCCCGCAGGAGCCCAGCAUCCCGGGAGGAGCCUGGGGGGGCGAGUGGUCGCCGGAUGCCUUCAGGAAGCAGCUCCUGGAUGAGCAGGUUCGACCAGAGGACGAUUCCUGGAAUAACCCGUGGGAGCACCGUGACGCAGAGCUCCGAGAUCGCCCCGGGAGUAGUUCGCCGCCCCAGACUCCGCUGCCCCCAAGCCCCACCUCCUCCUUCGCUUCCGCCUCCCCUCCGAUAGAGUCUGCCGCGUCUCUUUCGUCAGGUCGCGAAAGUCGAGGCUCCGUCAAGAAAAGCUUCAAUCCGUUCGCCAAGAGCAGCCUGGACGAGUUCCUUUUAGGCCCGGAGAAAAUCCCGGUCAGUGAGAAGGAUAGAAUAUAUAUCGACGCCGGCGAUAAUGGCCCGAGGUGGAGGGCGAACCCGUCCGAGUUCACGUGUUCCGUCUCUUCACCAAAGAAGGAGUCGAAAUUUCAUGGCAUAAAGAGUUUUAUUGCCUACACCAUAGUUCCUUCAUUCUCGAAAAAGUCGGUGUCACGAAGAAGAUACAAACACUUCGACUGGAUUCACGCUCAUUUAACCUACAAGUUUCCCUUCGUGCCCAUUCCACCACUGCCAGAGAAGCAGAUCUCAGGUCGCUUUGAGGAAGACUUCAUAGAGUACCGCAUGACGAUGUUGCAGUCUUGGGUGGAGCGCAUCUGCCGCCACCCAGUGCUGUCACAGAGCGAGACUUUCCACCACUUCAUCACUUGCCCGAACGACGAGAAGAUGUGGAAGGCAGGCAAGAGGCGUGCCGAAAAUGACAGGCUUGUUGGAGCGAACAUAUUCCAGGCCAUCGAACGACCUAAUAAACCCUUAGAUAUUUUGCAUGUAGACGCCACACUAGAUGGGUUUUCAACGUUCCUGGGUCGGCUGGACGAGUCGGUGCGGCUGGCACAAACCACGUGCCUCGACCAGGCCAAGAAGUACCAGAUGGACUUCAAACGGGAACAUGAUAGGGUGUCAUUCUCUUUCUCUAAACUCAGCAAAGCAUUUGAAACCGAUCCUUACAAUGAUGGCUCAUGUCUAUCCCAGGCCCUUCAAGAAAUGAGCACUGCCUAUGAGGAAAUUGGUACAAUGUAUGAAAUGCAGCCAAAGCAUGACUGGGAUCCUCUGAGUAACAUUUUCUUCGAGUACCGGGGGCUUAUAUACUCUUUCUCAGGUGUCAAUUCAUUAUUAAAGGAUGUUCUCGCUAAGAGAAGAAAUGCUGAGAAGGAUGUCAAAGAAGGACGGCUAGAUUACGAUCAGUUACCUCAAAUAAUCAAUCAUUCUGACACAGUGGCAUAUGCAUUUGAAGCGGAGUUAGCCCACUUCCAGGCAGCUCGAAUGAAGGAUUUCAACAAGGCUGUUGCAUCAUUCUUGAAAGGUCAAAUUAGCUUCUACCAGAAGAUCAGUGACAGACUGGGUACAUCACUUCAAAAGUUCAUGAUGUGAUAACAUGUUAACUUCAAUGAUGUGCAUAUAUUUGUCAUGAAUAAAUUUGAUAAUCUAUAUUCAUUUACACAUACACAUAAAUAAUGCAUUGCAGCAGACACACACACACACCCAUGCCCUUACACUUUUGCAGUUACAUAUAUGCACAUAUACACAUUAACCUACCUGUAAUCAUACAGAUGUACAUUUACACACACUCACAUAAAUGCAUACUGACAUUUAUAGGUACACUCAUGAUUGUUAAUCAUCACUUCUUUGUGCAUAUAAUUUUCUCUUGUCUUAGCUCCUAAAUGUAAUUGCUCUACAGUGCCAGCAUACUGAAUGUUAACCUAUUGAAGAAAUGGAGUUCAAGUAAUGAAAUGCUGCAAAAAAAAAUUGUUGAAAUUUUAUCUGUGUCAGUAAAUAUCCUUCAGGAUACUUAUGUGAUUAUCUUUGCCCAAUAACUUGUGUAUCUGAUAGCUCUGUACAAUAUAUUGUUUCAGAAUUACAGGAUAACUGAU